AUGGAGAGCCGCCGAUUAGAGGGGCCGACCGCGGCGGUUUUAGACCCGGAGACGGAGUUUCUAGCGUCCAAGCAGGAGACCGGAAACGAGUGGGAGCUCUUCAAAGAAAAUGUCCGCCCCUUGAAGCGCGGCCGCAACGUUGGCCUCCUCAACGGCGCCCUGAAAUCGCACUCCGAUUCGCAACUCAGGAACUCGCUUCUCCAACACCGGAGGAGAUUAAUCGAGGCGAUUGAUGAUUAUAAUGGAGAAGACCCUCUUCAGCCUUGGAUUGAGUGUAUCAAAUGGGUUCAGGAAGCCUUUCCUCCUGGUGGUGAUUGCUCAGGGUUAGUUUUGAUUUAUGAACAAUGUGUACGCACAUUUUGGCAUGAAGACUGUUACAAGGCUGAUCUUCGGUAUCUGAAAGUGUGGUUGGAAUAUGCUGAAAAUUGUGUUGAUGCUGAAGUCUUAUAUAUUUUUUUGGAGGCAAACAAAAUUGGAGUGACACAUGCAUCAUUUUACAUCUCCUAUGCACUCCACAUGGAACACAAGAAUAAAAAUAAAACUGCAAAUGACAUCUUUAACCGCGGGCUAUCUAUGAAAGCUCAACCAGUUGAAAAGUUAACAACAGCGUACAAGAAGUUUCUUACACGUUCAAUGCGACAACUGAAUGCCACAGAUGAGGAUGUGACAGAUAACCACUUACCAGCUCGAAGCUUUGGGACUGUGUUGACCAGGCAAACAAGAAACCAGCCUUCUGAGAGUUCUGAUAUUUUUAGGAAAAAGCUGAAGACACACAGGUUAGAACAUGGUUUCCAUGUCCACAAGUCUUUGAUGCUACUAGCUUUGCUCAAAUUUGAACUAGUUCCUACAAUCACAGUUUAUAAGUAUGAAUGA
Striga hermonthica is the source of this 873-nucleotide messenger RNA. The record is from the annotation of a GenBank genome assembly. NCBI's taxonomy places the organism in Eukaryota, Viridiplantae, Streptophyta, Magnoliopsida, Lamiales, Orobanchaceae.